Mesorhabditis spiculigera is the source of this 1302-nucleotide messenger RNA. The record is from the annotation of a GenBank genome assembly. NCBI's taxonomy places the organism in Eukaryota, Metazoa, Nematoda, Chromadorea, Rhabditida, Rhabditidae.
AUGACGGUCGUCAAGAUCAAGUACGGAUCAGACAUCCGUAAGAGCGCCGUCCACAACAAUGACCUGACGCUGAACGAUCUGCUCUUGAUGGCCCAGCGCAUCUUCAACAUUUCUCCACAGGAGCCCUUCACGUUGAAGUACAAAGAUUCAGAUGGUGACCUUAUUACGUUGGCUGAGGAUUCUGACCUUCGUCUGGCAUUGGACAGCAACUCUAGCGACACCUUGAGCGUUUUCGUCAACGGCGACAAUGCCGCCGCUGAAACUUUGAAGGCUCAGUUCUCUCAACUGCAGUCCGAUUUCGAGAGGCUCCUAAAUGCCAUCAAUUCCGCCGAAGUGCGUCACAACGCUUCGCACCCGGAGCCAACUCAGCCGUUGAAAGUGAAUGGCGGCCACGGAUAUGGGCACCAGCACGCUUCACCGGAACCAUCCCCUGCCCCGGAGAUCGCGCCGCCAGCCACCAUUCAGGCCACCUACAAUGAGAAGAGCCUCAACAAUUUCCAGCAUAACCACAACGAGUCGCUCUCGGCGAUUGAAGACGAGAUCCCGCUCGGCGCGGAGGCUGCCUCUGUUGCAUCAUCGCAUCAUGUUUCCCACAUGAACGUCUCUUCCAUUGUGUCUCCGCACGGUGAACCCCCGGCGCAGUACCAGCAACAGCAGCAAACCUUCUCUCCACCGGCCAGCGUUCCGUCAUAUCCGCCGCAGUCGAUGGGCCAUCCGCCGGCUGCCUACCCGGAACCCACGCCUCCUGCUCCGCAGCAGUACAACAACAACCCGCAAUAUGGUCAGCAGGCGCCUCCCCCUCCGGUCCCCGGCUUCCCGCCGUCUGGCGGCCCGCCCAGCAAUACUCCAUUCGCUCCGGUGCCUCAGUACGGAGGUCAGCCACCAAACACCCCGGCGAGCAACGCACCGCCUGCCGGCAACCCUCCGUUCAGUGGACCACCCACUAACUUCGGACAGGCCCCGCAACAGCAGGUGCCACCGCCUCCUGGCCCGCCUCAGCAAUUCGGUCAGCCCGGUCAGCCGUUGGGCGGUUAUCCGGGUGCGCAGCCUGGCUACCAGCCGAUGGGCUUCCCGUCGUCUCAGGCCCCUCCCGUGCCCGAGCCAUCUCACCAGUACGGUGCGCCGCCGUCGUUCCCCGGAGGUCAUGGUGCUCCACCGCCGUCGGCCUUCCCGCCGGGCAGCCAAGGCCCUCCUAUGGGUGGCCCUCCGAUGAUGCCUCCUUCCGGGAUGCCGCCUGGAGCCAACCCAUUCGCCCGCGGCCCAGCUCCUCCCACCGGUUAUCGCCAAUCUCCAUAUCAUCAG